GACUCUCCAGGCUUUGUGCUGACUUCCAGGAAUUCCCGGGAGCUGCUUCCCAAGGGAAAUGUUGUGUGCCCAGAUCCUCGUCCUGGCGGUGGCCACGGGGCUGUUCCGAGCUGGAGCUGUUCAUGAAGCCUGCAGGACAGCAGAGGUGGCCAAGGUCCUGUUCCUCGUGGGGCAGUCGGAGGGUGCAGGGAAGGGGAGCUCCCAGCUGCUCCAGGAUUUCAUCGGGAGCGUGGCCAGAUCCUUCGAGAAUGCGGAUUUGGGAAGAGGAGGCGUCCAGCUGGGCCUGGCUCUGUAUGGGGAGACACCAAGGAUGAGUGUGGAGCUCACGGAUUACGCGACCAUCAAAGAAACGCUGGAUGCAGUUCAGGAUCUCUCCUUCCAAGGCAGCAGCCUCCAAACAGGAUCAGCCCUGGCUUUUGCAGCUCGGGCCUUGGCCCACCAGGACACCCUGGGAGAGGAGGCAGCAAAGGUGGUGGUUCUGAUCACGGAUGGGAAAUCCAGCGAUUCCGUGGAAGAGGGAGCCCGGAUCCUGCAGGAUGGGGGCGUGACAGUGUUUGCUGUGGGGAUUAAGGAUGCUGAUAAGAACGAGUUGGGCAGGAUUGCUUCAGAUCCCACUGCGGAGCACGUGCUUUACGUGGAAGAUUUCCAGCUGCUCCCAAGUGUGGCUCCCAAACUCUCUCGGAGGCUCUGCUUCACCGCCUCGGAGCCACCACGUCCUGUCAAGCAGAGGGUGCAAGCUGAGCAGAUCCUCGGCCCUCGGGAGCUGCGUGUCAGCGAGCACGGCCACAGCUCCCUGAGGCUCUCGUGGGUGGCAGCCACGGGCAGGGUGACAGGGUACCGUGUCCAUGUCCACCCCUCGCUGCCACCGGGGCAGCCGGAGCCAGAGCACCAGCGGCUGAUGGAGGUGGAUGGGGACACAACCACGGUGCUGGUGACACAUCUGAAGCCCAGCACCAAAUACGUGCUCACGGUGAGGGCCAGCUACGGAGGGGCCCUCGGGGAGCCAGCAGCCACCCGAGGGAAAACGACUCCUGUGCCUCCAGUCACCAAUUUCCGUGUGAUAGAAGAAGGACUUUUCAGCCUGAGGGUGGCUUGGACACCUCCCGUGGGCAAACUGGAGGGCUACAAGAUCUACAUCCCCAGGGCCAACAAGCCCGGGGUGACCCUUGAGCAGAUCCUGCGGGGUGAUGUCUCUUCCCACCUGCUGGAAAACUUGCAGGAGGACAGGGAAUACAGCAUCAGCAUCUACGCCGUGUAUCCUGAGGGCCCGAGCCAGCCCGUGGCUGCUCUGGGGAGGACACUGAAGCUCCUGCCCGUGGAGAGCCUCUUGCUGCAGAACGAGACCACGGACACGCUCCAGGCCCGGUGGAGCCCUGUGCGGGGAGCAACGGGAUACAGGCUCACCUGGACAUCAGCAGAGGGCAGCAUCCAGGACGUGACCCUCGGCAGCUCCUACAGCUACUACAUGAUCCAGGGGCUGGAGCCGGGCAUGGAGCACACGGUGACCAUCAACCCCAUCUUUGGGGACAUCGAGGGACCGGUGGUGACUGGCAAAGCCACCACAGUGGCAUCCAGCACUGUCCAGAUGCUGAAAGUGAGCGAGAUUUCCAUCAACAGCCUCCUGGUGUCCUGGGAUUCAGUCAUGGGAGCCACCGGGUACAGGGUGGCCUGGGGUCCAACACCAGAAUUCUUUGGCAAGGACCGUCCCCGUCACCUGUCCCUCGGCAGGUCGGUGACGUCCCACCAGCUCCGCAGCCUGGCCCCUGACACCGAGUACGUGAUCUCUCUGUCCGUGCUCUUCGGCUCCGGGGAGGGCCCCGGGGUCACCACCUCGGCCAGGACCGCUCCUCUGGGAUCUGUCUCCAACUUCAAGGUGACGUCCCACACCAGCACGUGCCUGUCCUUGGCCUGGAGUGCCACAGCUGCUGCCACCAAAUUCAAACUCAGCUGGAGCCCCGUGGGAGCAGGAAAAGGAAAACAGGUUGCCAGGACUCGGUACCUGGGCAGCAGAGUGUUGGCUCAUCGGAUUGACCACCUGGAGCCCAACACCCUGUACAGGGUCAGUGUCCAGGCUGUGUUCAGCAGGACCGAGGGGCCCGAGGUGGCCCUGACCCACCACACGGCUCCUCCUGGAGAUUCCAACCCCAUCCCAGCCAUCCAGGACCUGAGGGUUACCGACACUGGAGUCAACACUUUGAAGCUGGCUUGGAAAAGGCUUCCUGGGAUAAGUCACUACAAGAUAUCCUGGGAGCCAUCCAAUGGUGACUCGGAAUCCUCCCAGCUGGUCCCAGCAGAGGCAGUUUCCUUCACAAUUCCCAAACUGAAGGACAACACCACCUACACCGUCUCUGUGUCCGCAGUGGGAAAGGGGCAGGAGGGAAACCCCACGGUCCUCACGGCCAAAACCUUGGAUUUGCCCAGAGUGACGGAAUUCACCGUGCAGGAGGCCACGGAUUCCAGCAUUUUGUUGUCCUGGGAUGCUGUUCCUGGAGCAUCCCUCUAUUUACUGACGUGGGGAUUGUCCUCAGCUCCUGCUCUUUCCCAGGAAUUGUUACCAGCAGCUUCCCGAUCCUAUCGAGUGACAGGGCUGAGCUCCAAGGAAACGUAUUUGUUUUCCAUAAAACCAAUGUUUGGAGACUCGGAGGGACCAGAGACAACAUUGCUUGGACAAACAGCAGGAGCUCCCAGGGAGCCACCAACUGCUCCAGCAGCACCGUUGGAUACGAGGAAAUCUCCAUCUGGAUCUCCCAGCAGUGUGGGGACCACUCCUCUCCCAGUGCCCACCAGUACAAAACUCCCAGAGCCCCCAGUUUGGACCAGCACGGUGUCGGCACCUCUGACAACCCUGCCUGGGCCAAUUUGUGGGAAGCUCAAGGCAGACGUUGGGUUCCUGGUGGAUGAAUCCUCGAGUAUCGGCCAGAGCAACUUCAAUAAAGUGAAGGAUUUCCUCUUCCGGAUCGUCUCCUAUUUCCCCAAGAUUGGACCUGAAGGGACACAGGUUGCUGUUGCUCAGUACAGCGAGGAGCCCAGGGCAGCUUUUCACUUCAGCCAACACCGCGACCGCAACGGAGCCCUCGGAGCCAUCAAGGGGCUGAGCUACACCGGAGGCAACACCAAAACAGGCCAUGCCAUAUCCUACGUGCUAAAGGAAUUAUUCCAGCCCUCCAGAGGGAUGAGACCGGGUUUUCCUCACCUCCUGGUGCUCGUGACCGAUGGACAAUCCCAGGAUGAUGUGGUGUCCCCAGCCAGAGCAGCCCAUGCCUUGGGGCUCCGUGUCAUUGCUGUGGGGGUGUCAGGAGCUGACCCCCUGGAGCUCCACAGGAUCUUGCUGCAGCAGAACCCCCAGAACGUUUUCUACGUCAGCACCUUCGAUGACUUCCCCCAAAUCCUCCAAGAACUCAUAGAAGCCAUUUGUUCUGAUCCUCAGCUUCCAGGAACCCAAAUCCCACUGGGAAAGAGCUCCAGGGGCUCAGCUGCUCACAGGGGUUAUGACCCCCACACUACGAAGGGAGAGAAGGGGGAGCGGGGUCUCCCUGGGAAGGAUGGCAUUCCUGGGCUGCCGGGCAGGCCGGGCCGGCCGGGUCCUCCAGGUCCCCCUGGAAUCAUGGGGCUCCCUGGCAGCCAAGGUGAAAUUGGAUCUCCAGGCUAUCCAGGACCCGCGGGGCCGAAAGGAGACAGAGGAGAGCCAGGCUAUGUGCUGGGAGGAGUGGAGGUGAUUCCUGGCCGGAAUGGGCAGCCUGGCCCCCCUGGACAGAAGGGGCAACCAGGGGUUCCUGGGGUUCCAGGGCCGCCAGGUUCUCCAGGGCCACCAGGAAUCUCCAUCAAGGGUGAACCAGGGGAUUCAGGAAUCAGGGGUCCCCGUGGGAGGAGUGGCCUCAAAGGUGACAGAGGAGACACGGGAGAGCCGGGAAAACCUGGUUUGCCAGGCCCUGUGGGGCUCCAUGGGGCUCCUGGACUGCCUGGACCACAAGGAGAAAAGGGAAUGGCAGGAAUUGGCAUUCCUGGCGUGAAGGGGGAAGAAGGAGAGCAGGGAAUGAUGGGACCUCCAGGAGCACCAGGACCAAAGGGAAUUCCAGGACCUCCAGGGCAGAAGGGAGACCAAGGAAAUCCAGGAUUUCCAGGUGCUCCAGCCUUGGAGAUUUCGGGACCUCCUGGCAAGAAAGGUGUCAGGGGAGAUCCUGGACCAGCUGGACCACAAGGAGACAAAGGAAUCCCAGGAGAAAAAGGGGAGAAGGGAAGUCCAGGAUUUGGGAUUCCUGGCCAGCCUGGGCUGAAGGGAGACAUCGGUGACAGGGGAAAUGUGGGGUUGUCUGGGAAGCCAGGUCAGAAGGGGGAGAGAGGUGAGCCAGGAUUCCCUGGAAAACCAGGAGAGGCCGGGCUGAGAGGAAAAGAUGGAGAAGCUGGAAUCCCGGGAGAGCCAGGAGUGAGAGGAAUCAGGGGUCCUCCUGGAAUCCCAGGACGACCUGGAGAGCAAGGAAUAAAAGGAGAUCCAGGAGAGCCUGGAAAGGAUGGAGAUCCUGGGAAGGACGGCCUGAGAGGUGAAAGAGGCCCCCCAGGCCCAAAGGGAGAACCCGGCCCACCAGGAAGAGAAGUGGAAAUGAAGGACCUGGAGAGGCUUUUUGAAGCGUACGGGAUCAAGCUGGCGCUGCUGCGGGACCUCUCCGACGCGAUCCUGCGGGACGGGCUGGACGGGCUCCUGUGGCACCGGGCUGGCUCCAGGACCAGCAAAGCUUCCAUGGAAAACCAGGCAGCCGUGCCUGUCACCGAUCCGCUCGUGUCCGACACUUCCCACCGUGUCCCGGCCGGCACAGAGGUGACAGGAGAAGGACAGAGCCUGGAGCUGGAGGCCCCGGAGGUGCCACUGUCUGGAGGAUUCCCUGAGAGCUUGGCUGUGCCCCCACCACAUCCUGAAAAAAACCAUUCCCUGGAUCUCCUGCAGCCCUUGGAGGAGAGGCUGGGAGGACAAGCCCAGCAGGACACCAGCCAGAAAUUCAUGGAAUCAUGGAAUGGGGUGGGAGAGAUCCUAAAGCCCAUCCAGUUCCAUGGGCAGGGACACCUUCCACUAUCCCAAGGUGCUGUGUUUCCCUUCCCACAGGAAAAUGGGAAUUCCGACAACGGCUCCGCGAUGCCAAGGCUCAGAUCCAGGAGAUCUCACCCCAUCAGGAUCCCAUUCCAGAGCCAUCCCUGUGAUCCAGGAGGAAGCAGUGCCCCUUCCCUGGAGGCUCUACCACCAGCUCAUCCCCCCGGGGCUCCAGGAGCUCAGAAAUUCCCGUCGGGAUCCACGGCAUAUCCAGGCCCUCAUCAUCCAAGGAGAAUUAAGAAGGAGGGAAGUGGUCCAGCAGAUCCCUCCUCCCCCGGCCCAAAGGGAGAAAUGGGAGUUCCUGGAGGCCGUGGAGACAAAGGAGAAAAGGUAGGGAUGGGGCUUUCCUGA
Motacilla alba alba is the source of this 5431-nucleotide messenger RNA. RefSeq names its product collagen alpha-1(VII) chain-like. Bases 59 to 5431 code for a protein of 1790 amino acids. The transcript is spliced from 55 exons. Gene Ontology annotation, molecular function: protein binding. The record is from RefSeq and is a predicted model, not a curated record. NCBI's taxonomy places the organism in Eukaryota, Metazoa, Chordata, Aves, Passeriformes, Motacillidae.